This is a messenger RNA of Labrus mixtus (cuckoo wrasse), 4994 nucleotides long. Its product is annotated as sodium- and chloride-dependent GABA transporter 2-like. Gene Ontology annotation, cellular component: membrane. The record is from RefSeq and is a predicted model, not a curated record. Lineage: Eukaryota; Metazoa; Chordata; Actinopteri; Labriformes; Labridae. The transcript has 14 exons. Bases 132 to 1946 code for a protein of 604 amino acids. Gene Ontology annotation, biological process: sodium ion transmembrane transport.
GCAAUGCUGCUUUCUGUUGUGCAUCUGAAGGUCCCCCUUGUGGCUGGAAUACCUUUCAGUCUUACAAUUUGGCAAGUCCAUUCAAAUCUGCAUAAGACAGUCCCCAGGCAAGUCCCAAAACUCAAGGAUCCAUGCUUGUGUUGCCAUUCGACUAUCUCACCCUGAGCAGCAUGGCAGACUCUCUCUGUAGCCCGUUCCAUCUCUCUCCCAUGACUACUUCACAAACAAUCAAAGAGCGAGGCAAGUGGGCAAACAAGAAGGAGUUCAUCCUGUCUGUGGCCGGUGCUAUUAUUGGACUUGGAAAUGUGUGGAGAUUUCCAUAUCUUUGCUACAAGAAUGGUGGUGGUGCAUUCCUCAUUCCUUAUGUCCUGUUCCUUAUUACCUGUGGCAUUCCUCUGUUCACACUGGAGACAGCACUGGGCCAGUACACCAGUCUGGGAGGAAUCAUGUGCUGGAGGAAGGUGUGCCCCUUGUUUGAAGGAUUGGGAUACGCAAGCCAAAUCAUCACUUUCUAUAGUGCCAUCAGCUACAUGGUGAUUUUAGCCUGGGCAUUUCUCUACCUUUUCUCAUCCUUCUCCAGCAAGCUGCCAUGGGCCACCUGUAAUAAUACAUGGAAUACAAAUUCUUGUGUGGUACUGAACAGCCAUAAUGCCACUGCCAACUGGACCUCGCCUGUGAAUGCAUCAUCAUCUGUAAUAGAGUUUUGGCGUCAACGGGUGCUGAGAAUCUCCUCGGGCAUAGACUCCCUGGGACACAUACAAUGGGACCUUUCUUUGUGCCUUCUUCUGGCCUGGAUCAUCUGCUACUUCUGUGUCUGGAAGGGAGUGAGAUCCUCAGGAAAGGCUACCUACUUCACAGCCACUUUCCCCUUCGGAAUGUUGGUGGUGCUUUUAGUUCGGGGGAUUACCCUUCCAGGAGCCCUCCAUGGCAUCAAGUUCUACCUUUACCCAAGUCCUGGACGGCUGGCUGACCCACAGGUUUGGAUGGAUGCUGGAACACAAAUAUUUUAUUCGUAUGCUAUAUGUUUGGGAUGUCUCACAACGCUUGGGAGCUACAACAAGUACAACAACAACUGUUACAGAGACUCCUUGCUACUCUGCUUGUUGAAUAGCGGGACAAGCUUCCUAUCUGGCUUUGCCAUUUUCUCAAUUCUGGGCUACAUGUCACAAAAGCAAGGUGUUGACAUUUCUUCAGUUGCAGAGUCAGGUCCUGGCCUUGUGUUCAUUAUCUACCCACAAGCUGUGACCCUUCUGCCUUGGCCUCAGGCCUGGUCUGUGUGCUUCUUCAGCAUGAUCAUCUUGUUAGGAAUAGACGGUCAGUUUGCUGGGCUCGAGUCCAUCAUGACAUCCCUUGCAGAUGUCUACCCAUCCCAGAUCCGACAAGGGUAUCGCAGAGAGCUGCUUCUGAUGCUGGUCUGUGCUUGUUGCUAUACGCUUGGCCUGGCAUUCGUGUCAGAGGGUGGCGCAUACAUUCUGCAGAUCUUUGAUCACUAUGUAUGCAGUGGUCCCACACUUCUCCUGAUGGCUGUCUUUCAGUCACUGGUCAUUGGAUGGAUUUAUGGUGCUGAACGCUUCAGUGACAACAUUGAGGACAUGAUUGGGUACAAGCCUCUGUCGCUUCUCAAGUACUGCUGGAUGUAUGGCACCCCUGUUAUUUGCUCUGGAACGCUUGUCUUUUUGCUUCUGAGAUACACCCCCCUGAGGUUCAACAAGAACUAUGUUUAUCCUUGGUGGGCGUACGGUAUCGGAUGGUUUUUGGCCAUGUCAUCUGUUGUAAUGAUUCCAUUGACCAUGGUCUUCAAACUGGCCAAAGAAAAAGGGACUCUGUUGCAGCGUCUCAAGCAAAGCCUUAAAGCAGCAGAUGACCUUCCAGUGAUGGCAAAGGAAAUGGCAAGCUUCAGAGUCCCACUGAAUGUUCGUGAUGAUGGUAAACAUGGCAAUAUGUAAUGAACAGCCGGAUCACCCUUACAAGGGGAGUUUAUACAACAUUAAGGCUUUAUACCAAUCCUUUUAUUUUACAAAUAUAUAUAUAUUGAUUUCUAUAUAUGGUGGUAGUGCUCAUUUAUGGUUAUGUGUUUCCGGUGAGGUGAACUGUGGCUAUAGUGUAUUGAAUGUGUAAUAGUGUAAUGUUUUGUAUGAGAUUUUUACAUUUAUUUAGCAACCAACAACACUACGCAAUUAAAAGAUUAAAUAGAGUAAUGGUAUCCUGAGUAGAGAGAAAUUAAAUUUCCUCCCGGUAUGUUUUGUAAUCUGAGCUUUUCAGUUCCAAGUAGCAGUUUAUCAUAGUUUAUACAAAUGCAGCACAGUGACAGAAGGUUCUUUUGUCUGUUGGUUCACUUGUACCAUAGACGUCAGGGCACUUUGUAUUUCUUAUAUUUCACUUAUGACUUAUAGAUGUAUACAGUAUUGCAUUGUCUGUAAUCAUCUGCUUCUAGAUUUAUCUAGCACAAAAUACCCCAGAUCUUUUUCCCUCUCAGUGCACUGGGCCUGAGUCACUUUUCUUUUUAAUCUAAUGACAGUAUGACGUCGUCUAGUGACACCAUUAAGAAGAAGAAGAAGAAGAAUUUAUACUUUAUUGAUCCCGCGAGGGGAAAUUCGUUUUUACACUCUGUCUAGUAAACAUGCUACACAAACAUGAACUGAAAUACACACACAUGCACAAACAGGAUCCUGUGGACAUGCACUAAUGGAGAGGUCUCAGAGUGAGGGGGCUGCCCUACGGCGGGCGCUCCUGAGCUUGUGGGGGGGGGGGGUUAGGUGCCUUGCUCAAGGGCACCUCGGCAGUGCUCAGGAAGUGGCCUGGCACCUCUCCAGCUACCAGACCAAUUUCCGGACUUGGUCCGUGCCGGGACCUGAACCGGCGACCUUCCGAUUCCCAACCCAAGUCCCUACAGACUGAGCUACUGAUCUAUGGUGUCUGCAUGUCCCAGCCGUUUUAUAACAAACACAAAAUCAUAUUGCUGUCUAUAGGCAAGGCAUUACUAUAGCUCCACAUUGUUAAGAUAGUUACUGUUCACGUCACUUGUUAUUAAAUAAACAUGCUAACACUUCGAAAUAUACAUAAAGUCAUGUCCUGAGAUUAUUCCAGCAGCUAAUGAAAAGCAUAUUUACCAAAAUGUCUAACUUUUUGUCCUUAAUGCUUAAGUAUAUUUGCAUUGUGGUUUUUGUAUAUUGAACAUAUUUUCUUUUUUUAGUAAGGGGAAAAUUGUUAAACAAGGGAGUGAUUUCUUACUUCUUACUUUGGAAUCAUAAUGUGUGACAUGGAAAUGACUCAACACAAUCUUUGUAACCUUGAGAUAAAGCUGUUUACUUUCAAUGAGGGAUUAUCAGCAGGCCUGUCUGUGACCUCAGUGACCUUCUGUACAUGUUUUCAAUGACCCAACCCUAACUGUGACCUAUGACUUCUGUGACCUCUCGAGCUCUUCUCCGGUUCCUUUUCUAUGUUGUUCUUAGUGUCCUGUUUGUCUGAAUGAACAGCCUGAGCAGCAGUUAUUCUGUUAUUUACAGAGUAGGCUCCUUUCACACAUGCACUUAACACCUGUUCAUGUUUUGGACCUUAAAGGGGUUUUCUGCUGUUUCUGUUUUUUUAUGCUCUUUAGUGUGUUUUCCAAGUGUCCUGUACAUGUUUAGGCACAUCUAUGUGCAAAAAUUAAAAGUCCGCGGAAACGCGGCUUCUCCUACGUCCUCCUGUUAGCUGUAGCAUUAGCUGCAUGUAAUGCUCGGUUCUAGCCCCCCUCGAAAAAAAAUUGCCAGUGUGACGUCUUGUCAGUGUGAGAUCACUGAUCUAAGCCCAUUGGCUCGUUGUGGCAAGCCCUGCAGCUCAUGUUGCACGCCCAUUAACUUCUGUAGCACGCCCACGAUAUGCCGUAGCCUGCUCAUGUUUUUGCUCCCCUCGGAGCCAAAGUGGCUGCAUUCCCAAUAUGGUAAAAGGGGCGUGACAUUUGCGAGAACCGUGCUGAGCAACUCACCAAUUACGGCAGAGCCGACAGGCCAACCAAUCAGAUCAGACUUGGCACACGUGGGGACUCUGAACGUGGGCACAUCAGAGCCUUAGAGAGAGUCAGAAGCGAGCCGGUGCAUGGAGCAGCAGUAAAUGAAAACAGACACUUUUUUAUAACUUUAGCUAUUGUGAACAUACUUUAGUAGAUACAUAGAUUAAAUAUAUGAACCCCAAAAAGGGCAUAAUUUGACCUCUUUAACCUGCAGGGCUGGUUUUGAGAACACAAAUAUCACAUUUAGUUAUGUCCAUGUAAACACGGCUCCAACAACAGUACAGCUGUCAGGCCUCAUUCUUCUCAGUCAUUGUAGACAGUCAUGACUCAGAGAGACAUUUACAGAGGAUAUACUUGAUUUCUGCUGGAUUCAUAUGUAAUAUGUCACACAUUCUUCCUUUAAGUAUUAACAGCCAUUUUCAAAAGCAAGUAGAGACAGGUCAGGCAGCAGACAUGCAGCAAUAUGCAAACUCUGCUCAUGCAUGCUGUGUGAACUUGUGUACUGUAAACAUCAUCAGAUAUUAUCAGGUAUUGUAAAAUACAUUUCUUCUCUUUCUUACAAAGUGACCUCUAAGCAAUACAAACUCUACAAGCACAAAACACAGGUUUGGUGUUUUUUUUUUGCUACUCAGAUUAUCUACACUUUCUUGUGACUGGUGUUGACAAAAUCAAGGAGUGAUAAUGCUUAUCAUUUUCUUAUUUAUAUGUUUUAUUUGUAUACCUUUUUUAUCUAUUUUUUUCAACAAAUAGAGACAGGCUUUUUUUCUUUUAUUUUUUUGCCAAAAUAGAUAUACCUCCUCAGAAGUGUUAUACUUGCUGCUUAAAUUUCUAGUAUGACAAAUCUAACAGUGCCUUAAACACUACAGCUGACACUAACUUUACUGUUUUAGGUUCAUAGCAUGUCCUUAGUUUUCUUUAUUGGUGUUUUUUUUUAAAUAUAAAUUAGCUUUUCUUUAUGUAUCACUUAUUUGUGGAUGAAAUUGAAUAGUAAAAUACUUAAUGG